AUAGGUAUAGGCGUUGACGACAUGUUUGUAUUACUCUCUUGAUUGGCUGAAACGUAUGACGAAAGUCAUGAAAUGGAAAUCGAAGAAAGAAUUAGGAAUGUGAUGAAAAGUAGCGGUGUUGGCAUAACCAUAACAACACUUCCAGAUAUAAUAGCUUUCUUUGUUGGAACGUCCUACUCGUUCUUUAGCGUUACAAACUUUAGCAUCUUUACAGGUGCAGCAGUUCUGCUCUGUUAUUUGAACUAUGUGACAUUAUUCAUGGCGUGUAUGACAUUACACGAGCAAAGAGUAGCAGAGGGAAAGCAUUGCUGUUCAAAUAAAAAGGUUAAAUUUGAAGAAGAAAUUAAUAAAGGGAAACCCAGUAUGUGUAGUGGAGCAAAACCCAUGAGCAGAGAAGACAUAGAAAGCCCAAUGGAAAAAUAUCCUCAGAGGUUUAUUGCUAAGAUUGUACUGAUGAAACCUGCUAAAGUUGUAAUAAUUUGCAUUUUUAUCAUUUAUUUGGGGAUUUCUAUAUGGGGAGCACUCAAGUUUCAACAAGGGCUUGAUCUUAGUCUGCUAGUUACUGAAAAGUCUUAUCUAUACAAGUACAACGAAGUAGACAGAACAUACUUCACAAAAAGUGUUCCGAUUUCUUUUGUUAUUCACCAGACUUUCAUUUUCUUUAAACAGUAUCAAACAAUAGUACCAGAAACAUUGCAAAAUCUCGGCAUGAAAGUUGUAGCCAUAUUUGUUGUAACGUCAAUAUUUUACCUCAUCAUAUUUUUUAUAACACUAACACUUGUUAAGAUACUUGUCGGAUUAUUUGGAUUUAUGUAUUUUUGGGAUCUCACCUUAAAUUUUCUGACAAUGAUUCACAUCAUAAUGAGUGUAGGGUUCUCUGUAGAUUUUAGUGCCUACAUAUGUCAUGGAUUUAUGGAUAAUAGAUCCUCUGAUCGACAAGAAGGAGCACGUGGUGCAAUAAAAAAGGCAGGCGUGCCAGUAUUCAAUGGGGCAGUAUCUUCGUUUGUUGGUAUAUCUAUGCUGGCUUUUUCAAAAUCAUAUAUUUUUCAAUCGUUUUCCAAAGUCAUGUUAUUAAUCAUUCUUUUUGGCGCAGCUCACUCCCUUUUUUUUCUUGUCGACAAUAUUGUCUUUAGUUGGUCCAAAGUUCGAAGAAAAAAAGAGAAAAAGAAAAGCAUCUAG
Mytilus californianus (California mussel) is the source of this 1179-nucleotide messenger RNA. RefSeq names its product patched domain-containing protein 3-like. NCBI's taxonomy places the organism in Eukaryota, Metazoa, Mollusca, Bivalvia, Mytilida, Mytilidae. Gene Ontology annotation, cellular component: membrane. The record is from RefSeq and is a predicted model, not a curated record.